Molecule: messenger RNA, 605 nt
Organism: Balaenoptera musculus (blue whale)
Lineage: Eukaryota; Metazoa; Chordata; Mammalia; Artiodactyla; Balaenopteridae
Gene: NSG2
Product: neuronal vesicle trafficking associated 2
Exons: 4
Coding region: 186-590 (134 amino acids)
Biological process (GO): endosomal transport; G protein-coupled dopamine receptor signaling pathway; clathrin coat assembly
Cellular component (GO): membrane; endosome
Molecular function (GO): clathrin light chain binding
Source: RefSeq, a predicted model, not a curated record
CCCGCUCGCUUGCGCCUCGCUCUCAGAAGCUCCCACUCCAGACGCACGCAAGGCGCUGUCCUUUCAGCACCACCAGCUCCGGCUGAGGAGGGAGGACUCCUGGCCGUCCUCCUCCUCUUCAAAUUGGCUUGAAUCUGCUCUGACCCCCCAAGAGUGCAGCACAGUCUGGGAAGAAAGGCGUAAGGAUGGUGAAGCUGAACAGUCACCCCAGUGAGAAGGGAACCAAGCCGCCUUCGGUUGAGGAUGGCUUCCAGACCGUCCCUCUCAUCACUCCCUUGGAGGUUAAUCACUUACAGCUACCUGCUCCGGAAAAGGUGAUUGUGAAGACAAGAACGGAAUAUCAGCCUGAACAGAAGAACAAAGGGAAGUUCCGGGUGCCGAAAAUCGCUGAAUUUACGGUCACCAUCCUCGUCAGCCUGGCCCUAGCUUUCCUCGCCUGCAUCGUGUUCCUGGUGGUUUACAAAGCCUUCACCUAUGACCACAGCUGCCCAGAAGGAUUUGUCUAUAAGGUAAGGGGCUUCUGGCAGGGGAGUGGCCCAGGUGACUGUCAACUUCAAUUAAAGGGUUUAUCAAUGUCUUCUUUUCACUGACAUUUAAAUUCUGGG